GUCGGGCUUGGUGGCUGCUUCCGGUGGGACAGCGGUGCAGGGCGAGUCGGUCUCAGCUCCUCGUCAUGUCCUACGGUCCCUUAGACAUGUACCGGAACCCGGGGCCCUCGGGGCCCCCGCCUCGGGACUUCAGCAGCAUCAUCCAGACGUGCAGCGGCAAUAUUCAGCGGAUCAGCCAAGCCACUGUUCAGCUAAAGAAUUUGAUGAGCCAACUAGAAACUAAGCAGGACUCCGCCAAGCUACAGGAAAAUCUGCAGCAGUUGCAACACUCGACAAAUCAGCUUGCCAAGGAAACAAAUGAAUUACUGAAGGAACUAGGGUCCUUGCCCCUCCCCUUAUCGACCUCAGAACAGCGCCAGCAGAGACUUCAGAAGGAACGCCUCAUGAAUGACUUCUCUGCAGCCUUGAACAAUUUCCAGGCUGUGCAGAGAAAGGUGUCUGAAAAGGAAAAGGAGAGUAUUGCCAGAGCAAGAGCUGGAUCUCGACUUUCGGCGGAAGAGAGGCAAAGAGAGGAGCAGCUCGUCUCAUUUGACAGCCAUGAGGAGUGGAACCAGAUGCAGAGCCAGGAGGAUGAGGUGGCCAUCACCGAGCAGGAUCUGGAACUGAUUAAGGAGAGGGAAACGGCGAUUCGGCAGCUGGAGGCUGACAUUUUGGAUGUCAAUCAGAUAUUUAAAGAUUUGGCUAUGAUGAUCCAUGACCAGGGUGAUCUGAUUGAUAGCAUAGAAGCCAAUGUGGAAAGCUCAGAGGUGCAUGUGGAAAGAGCCACUGAUCAGUUACAGCGAGCUGCUUACUAUCAGAGAAAAUCUCGCAAGAAGAUCUGUAUCCUGGUGCUUGUCCUGACAGUGAUUGCUGCUAUCUUCGGACUUAUUAUGUGGUUAGUUUAUGGAAAGUGAUUGCCUCAGAGCUUUCUCCCACGGAACUGUUUUCAAGGGCAAAUACUUGCUGGAGUCUGCCAGAACAAACUGAUCACAGAAGAGAACAUACAUCAGAACGUCCUGGAAUAACUUAGUUAGAAACUAACUACUAACCAGUCCUUGGAAUCAGUGACCUAUGGAGACAGUAUUUAUCAAUUUAUGUAUACAUUUUAUUGAUUUCUCAAAUUAGGAAUUAAUUUAUGUAGAUUUUGCUUUCUCUUCUAUUCUGAUUUACCCUUCAUCCCACGUAUUUACUGAAAAUUCCAUUCUAGAUAUUCUUGUUUUAACAGGGACACUACAGACUUGUAAAUUUCUUUUUAUGUGUAUACAAGAUUUACCUUUUUACUAGCAACUGACACAGAAUUACUUUUUAGCACCCAGCAUAUUGGAGUCUGUCAGAAACUGUAUAAUAAGCUGGCAAUUUUUAUUAUUUAACAUUUUAAUUUGAAUUUGUAAGAAGCCUAUUCUCUGUCUGCUUUGAAAGAUUUUGGCAAUGUAUUUAACUAGAAGGUAAGAACUGCACAUGUGAUCCAGAUUAAAUGAGAAGUAUCGAUUUGAGCUGGCCAGUUGUGGGUUUAACGUUUACUUUAUUAUCUGCUAAUGUCAUCCACAGUAGUUCAUCCAUAUACACACUAAACCAUCAUGUUCACUUUUUGAAGAGAUUAAUUUAAUUGACAUUACUAUACUCCAAGGAGUUCCUUUCCCACCUGCUUAUAUAGAAAGGGAUAAUUAGACAAAGCAUGCUUUUGGAAAGCAAAUAGGAAUUGUUUGGAAUGAUUUGAUCAUUUUGUUGGUGUUCAGUUGUGGUUCUGCAUUCCUGGUGAAUGAUGAUGUUACUGUCAAAACACUGUCCUCCCUUAUAAGGGUCACUGGGCAUUUGAUGGCAGGAAGAUUCGAAAGGCUAGACUGAAGUUGGUUUAAAAUUUAGUCCUGUGAACCUGGCGAUAAAGCAAAGAAAAGGUUCAUUUUUGUAAAUAAUACUGGUUUGGAAUAGUGAUAUUAGACUUAUCUUAAUUUAUGAACAAGAAAUUAAUCUAUGCAUAGUUUUAGACAAAAAAUGUUUCAAUAAAAGAUUGUUGUCUUGUAAUAUAAAUAUUGUUCACUUCCCUUUUUAACAGGUUUAGAACAGUUAAAGGGAAUGUAAUUUCUUUAGGCUCUCACAUAAUUUAUGUGAAUUGGACCAACAAUUUCAGUUCAUCUUUUAGUGAAUUAGAGGAUUUGACCAUGCUGGAUAUAUUUAUAUUAAUUUCUUCCAAUCCCUUUAAUGUUACUUAAUCUUCAUUUACCAAGCUAAUGUAAAUGGUAGGGAAACAAGAGCCCAAAUGCAUUCUUGCACCAUUCUACCCACUUAAUACAAAUAAACAUUUAAAAAAC
Molecule: messenger RNA, 2288 nt
Organism: Myotis lucifugus (little brown bat)
Lineage: Eukaryota; Metazoa; Chordata; Mammalia; Chiroptera; Vespertilionidae
Gene: STX12
Product: syntaxin 12
Exons: 9
Coding region: 66-893 (275 amino acids)
Biological process (GO): vesicle-mediated transport; intracellular protein transport; vesicle fusion
Cellular component (GO): postsynaptic recycling endosome; SNARE complex; synaptic vesicle
Molecular function (GO): SNARE binding; SNAP receptor activity
Source: RefSeq, a predicted model, not a curated record